Molecule: messenger RNA, 2328 nt
Organism: Camellia sinensis
Lineage: Eukaryota; Viridiplantae; Streptophyta; Magnoliopsida; Ericales; Theaceae
Source: RefSeq, a predicted model, not a curated record
CCUCCCAAGUGAGGCACAGUCGAUAGAACUCACUACAGUCGCCCCCACGAGCUUCGUCAUUCAAAUUAUCAUGCUUCGUCUUCGCUCUUUCUCCUCCAAAUUCAAACCCAGAUCAAUAUCUUCUCAUUCAACACACUACACUUGCUCAACAACCCAUGACUUCUCAACUCAUCUCUGCAAUUCCACAACAAACCCACCCUUUUGUCAUCCCCAAAUCAAUCCUCCAAUCACUCCCAACCUAUUCACUCCAUCUGGGUUUCCUCCAAAACAUCCCAAUUCCAUAUACUCACUCCAAUCCCCAAAUGGGUACCCUUUUUUCCACAAAUUUAACCUUCACACCAAUCAAAUCUCUUUAAACCAUGUUUUCUUAGAUGGGCAUUCACUGAAUUGGAAAAAAGUUGGAAAAUUUAAUGGUAAUGGAAUUGGGUUUUCGAGGGUUCGGAGUUUCUGUAGUGAAUCGGACAGAGAGUCAAUCAAUUAUGAUGUUGUGAUUGUUGGAGCUGGGCCUGCUGGGUUGUCUGCUGCAAUACGAUUGAAGCAAUUGUGUCGCGAAAAGGAUGUUGAUUUAUCGGUUUGUGUUGUUGAGAAAGGUGCUGAAGUGGGUGCUCAUAUACUAUCAGGGAAUGUUUUUGAACCUCGGGCACUAGAUGAACUUCUCCCACAAUGGAAGCAGGAAGGGGCACCUAUAGAUGUCCCUGUUUCUUCAGAUAAGUUUUGGUUACUCACCAAGGACAGAGCAAUUUCCCUUCCAUGUCCUUUUGAUAACAAAGGAAACUAUGUUAUAAGUUUGAGUCAAUUAGCACGUUGGUUGGGAGAAAAAGCUGAAGAAUUAGGAGUUGAAAUAUACCCAGGCUUUGCUGCUAGUGAGAUUUUAUAUGAUGAUGAGAAAGUUAUUGGUAUUGCAACGAAUGAUAUGGGAAUUGCCAAAGAUGGUUCAAGGAGGGACAAUUUCCAAUGUGGUGUAGAAUUGAAAGGACGCAUAACACUUCUUGGUGAAGGAUGCCGAGGGUCAUUAUCAGAGAAAAUAAUGAAAAAGUACAAUUUGAGGGCGAAGGUGCAGGGACAACAUCAAACUUAUGCUCUAGGAAUUAAAGAGGUUUGGGAAAUUGAUUCAAGUAAGCAUGAACCUGGUCAUGUACUUCACACCUUGGGUUGGCCAUUGGAUAACAAGACAUAUGGGGGAUCUUUUCUAUAUCAUACGAAAGACAGACAGGUUUCUCUUGGCCUUGUUGUUGCUUUGAAUUACCACAACCCUUUCUUGAAUCCUUAUGAGGAAUUCCAGAAACUUAAACAACAUCCGGCCAUCAAACCUCUUCUUGAAGGUGCUACUGUCCUCCAAUAUGGUGCCCGUACAUUGAAUGAAGGCGGGUUUCAGUCUAUUCCAUAUCCAGUAUUCCCGGGUGGAGCAAUUAUUGGAUGCUCAGCUGGCUUCUUAAAUGUACGAAAAAUAAAGGGCACACAUACUGCCAUGAAAUCAGGAAUGCUAGCAGCAGAAGCUGCAUUUAGUGUACUUCAUGAAGGCUUAAAUAUGGAAACAUACUGGAACAACUUAAAAAAUUCAUGGAUAUGGGAAGAACUUUACAGAGCUCGGAACUAUCGACCAGCUUUCGAGCGAGGACUUUUUCCUGGUUUAGCUUUAAGUGCCUUAGAACACUACAUAUUGAAGGGAAGAUUCCCCUUGACACUGAAGCAUGGCAAACCUGAUCAUAAAGCAACAGAUGAGGCACGCUUACACUCCCCAAUUCAAUACCCAAAACCAGAUGGGGUUGUGUCUUUUGAUGUGCCUACUUCUCUAUACAGGAGCAACACAAAUCACGAACAUGACCAGCCAGCACAUCUUCAACUUAGAGACUCCAACAUUCCUGAACUUGUAAACCUGCCGAAGUAUGCUGGACCCGAGUCGCGAUAUUGCCCUGCACGUGUAUACGAGUAUGUUGCAGACGACAAGGGUCAGCUGAAGCUGCAGAUUAAUGCCCAAAAUUGCCUGCACUGCAAGGCUUGCGAUAUCAAAGACCCAAAGCAGAAUAUUGAAUGGACUGUGCCGGAAGGUGGUGGCGGCCCAGGCUACUCCAUCAUGUAGACCGUUUGCUUGGAUUAACUGCGCGCAAAAUAAAAAUGUAUCCCAAUGUAUACAAUUACAAAUAAAAAUCAAUCUAAUUGGAAAAAAAAUUAACCUGUGCUGAGGUUUUUCUGCAGAACUCCAUAUCCUGUAGUUAAUAUAAAUUGUAAUUCCUUCUUGUUCCCGUUUAGAUCAUUUGAUUGAGUAGUCGUUGCAUUGUGAAUUCAUGUCAAGAGAUUCCUCCACGAAAUGCACACAAACCUUUAUUA